Messenger RNA from Belonocnema kinseyi, 2636 nucleotides. It is a transcript of the gene mIF2, whose product is annotated as translation initiation factor IF-2, mitochondrial. Gene Ontology annotation, molecular function: translation initiation factor activity; GTPase activity; GTP binding. Gene Ontology annotation, biological process: translational initiation. NCBI's taxonomy places the organism in Eukaryota, Metazoa, Arthropoda, Insecta, Hymenoptera, Cynipidae. The transcript is spliced from 12 exons. The coding region runs from base 509 to 2536 and encodes 675 amino acids. The record is from RefSeq and is a predicted model, not a curated record.
UGUUUUUCUAAUCAAAAUUUGAGUUUUAAAACUUCGAUUAGAGGAAGAAUUAUAUUCUAUUCAUUAUUAGUUGAGCAAAAGACUUGGCAGUCAAACUGCAUAUUAGUUUAAAGUAACAUUAAAUCUGUUUUUUUCCCCUCUGGAGUGAAGUGCUCCAUCUUCGUGAAAGCUUAUUGGAUUUCGGAGUAAAAUAAACUUAAUUAAAGUUCACACAACAAUUAUUGUUGUUUACACCGAAAAUUAAGAUGGAAUGAAUAAUACCAAAAAUAUAUUCGUAAUACUUCAUAUGUAAACUGAUUCAGUUAUAAAUACCGUAUUUUUAAUUCGUUUUUAUAAGGAACACGUGUAUAAUUUGGCGAUGAUAAUAUUGAUUCACGAUGUUAAACAUGGCAGGAAUGUUCGCGAAAAUAAGUACAAGAGGCUGUUUUUCAACCAAAUUUGUUGCUAAAGUAUGCAAUAAUCAGAAUACAAAGCAAAAAAUUAUGGCAUUAACAGCAACGUGUUUACAAUGUCAAUGUUAUCAUGCUACUCCGAUUUACUCGAAGCAGUCAAAAGGUGCAGCGACAAAAAAAAAAAACGACAGAAUGUCCGCGUGAUAGCAGAACCGAAAAAAGUGUUGGAAAGAGUUACGGUUUGGAAGGACAUGACGAUAGAAGAAUUAGCGAACGGUUGUAAAAGAAGCGUAGAUAAUGUGAUUGAGGCACUAUCUCUGGUAGGCGUACAAGGAAAUUUUAGACCGAAAACGCCUAUCUGUGACACGAAAAUAUUAAUCGAGGUAGUAAAGAAAUUGGGACGAAAGUGUGAAAUUAGAUUAAGACCAGUUGCACCAGGAGUGAAAAUUUCCGAAGUUUUUGAAGAGAUCGAAGCAGUUAAACGACCUCCUCCGCAUCCUUCAGUAUUAGUUCCUAGACAUCCAGUUGUCACUAUUAUGGGUCAUGUUGAUCACGGGAAAACGACUUUACUCGAUUCACUGAGAAAUACGUCGGUCGUGGAUUCUGAAUUCGGUGGAAUCACUCAGCAUAUUGGCGCUUUUAAUGUAACGUUAAGUAGUGGAGAGAAAAUCACCUUCCUGGAUACUCCCGGCCACGCUGCAUUCAAGGCAAUGCGAGAAAGAGGUGCCCACGCGACAGAUAUCGUCGUUUUGGUCGUGGCUGCCGAUGAUGGAGUGAUGGAACAAACUUUGCAGAGCAUAUCAAUGGCCAGAGAUGCAAAUGUUCCGAUGAUCGUGGCUAUCAAUAAAAUUGAUAAGCCAAAUGCCGACAUUGAAAGGACUAAACGAAUGUUAUCCCAACAUGGAGUCAUUGUCGAAGAUCUUGGGGGAGAUGUGCAAAGUGUAAAUAUAUCGGCCUUGAAAGGAUUAAAUCUGGAUCAAUUGAAAGAUGCGAUUGUAAUUCAAGCAGAGGUGAUGAGCCUAAAAGGAGAUCCUACCGGUCCUGUAGAAGCUGUUGUUAUUGAAGCUUCUACUCAUCCUGGAAGAGGAAAAGUUGCUACUUCUCUAAUUCAACGUGGAACUUUGAAGCGAGGGACUGUCCUUGUAUCUGGAUUGACGAUGGCGAGGGUGAGAGCAAUGUAUGAUCAUGCAGGCUCUCAGGUUGAAGAAGCCAGAUUGUCCGACGCGGUUCAAAUCAUCGGCUGGAAAGAUCUUCCUUCGGCAGGUGACGAAAUUUUAGAAGUCGAGAGUGAAAGAAAGGCGCAUGAAGUUAUCCGAGCACGAGAGAAUAAGAAAAUGCAGCUGAAGGCUGUCGAGGAUCUUGUAGAUUAUGAUAAAAGAAUCGAAGAACAUAACGCUGUUUACAAAGAAAAAUUAAAGAAAAAGAGAGAGAGUGGAAUGCUUUAUAUGAGAAAUAUAGAACCAAAUAAGCCAAUGGAGAAAGAGCCAAUCGAUGAUCGGGUUAGAGUAAAUGUGAUAAUUAAGGGUGAUGUUGCGGGUUCUGUGGAGGCAAUUUUAGAUGUUCUUGUAACUUAUACAAGUCACAAUGCGUGUCUGUUAGACAUUGUGCAUCAUGAAGUUGGUCCAGUCACGGAAACUGAUUUAGAACUGGCGAAAACUUUCAACGCUGUGAUCUACUGUUUUAAUACGGACAUUCCGAGAAAAUUAGAUGACAUUGCUAAGAAGCAAAAAAUUGAGGUUCGACGUCACAAUGUAAUUUACAAACUCAUAGACGAUUUGAAGGACGAGAUUAGUAGAACCCUUCCGAAGCUUAAAGUGGAUGAAGUCAUUGGCGAAGCUGAUGUUAUGAAAGAAUUUGAAAUCAAUGAGGGAAGAAAGAAAGUGAAGGUUGCAGGAUGUCGUUGUACGAAAGGUGUUCUGAAAAAGUCUGGGUUGUACAAAUUAGUUCGAGAUGGGGAGGUGAUUUAUAGGGGUAAACUCUCCUCAAUGAGGCAUUUGAAAUCCGAAGUGGACUCAAUCAAAGCAGACGUAGAGUGCGGCCUUCGUUUCGUCGAUCAAUCAGUUUCUUUCCAACCUGGCGAUACCAUAGUCUGUUACAAACUCCGAUACGAUCCUCAAUACACCGAUUGGAAUCCCGGAUUUUAAAAUUCACACCUUAAUUACAUAAUUAUUACUUUUUAAGUCAAUGCUAACGCUGUUAAUAGGUAUUGUUUGAAAUAAAACAUACUCUAAUCUUAAGUACAAA